UACAACCUGAGAGAGAGAGGGAGAAAGAAAAAAACUUCCUACCAAUGGACAACAGGAAGUGACCACCACCACCAACGGGGAGUCUCUGCUUGGAGAAAGAAGCUGCAAGACAAAGAAGAGGGAAGGAGAGGUGAAAGACAAAACUGCCCAAGGUCUUCUGCGAGUGCGUGCGUGCGUGCGCUUUCGAGAGCGGAGAGAACAAAAGUCAGCCGGGAAGGGGAGACAGAAAGAGCCACGGGAAAGGAAACAGGAUGGAGGAAGAGCUAAAGAGAAACAUGUGAAGAUCAAGGCAAAAGAGAAGUACAACGCCGAAAAAGAAAGCACACCGAAAAGAAAAGGAAAAAGAGAAGGCAUACACAAAAGUUUCUUUUCCUUCUGGGAAGAAAUUACUCACACGCAGAGAGAAAUCAGACGCUUUGCAGCUCAACUUCUGGGGAGAGAGAGAUCGAGAGAGCAGAGGACGCGGAGUGAUGUGAAGAAAGAAAAGGGGAAAAAAAUAAGGCAGAGAACAGAAAGCACAGCAAAAGAAACUGAGAUAAGGGGGGAGGAAAGCACGACAGACAGAAAAGCGAAGAUCGUGACCUUUCCCAACAAGUGAACUUUGCACAUAUGUUGUGUAAAGUGUGUGCAAAACAGAUUCCCUCCUGCGUGGUGCGUGUGUGCUUCGCUGCUGCCGCCGCUGCUGCCGCCGCCACCGAGGCGGUCGGUGCCUCUCGCAGGCGGCGCUGCCGGUGCCGGGGAGACGCAUCAUUUGGCGGAGCGAAGCGGCUAAUUGCGGAGCCCCGUCCUUCAUUUACAUAUGCAGCCUGAGUCCGCUGGAGAGGCGCCAAUCCGCGCUCGCCCCCAGCACCAUUAAUCGCCAUGCAUUAUUCACAAUCAUAAUUACUGAGCCCCAUGCGCGCUGCGCGCAGCCGCCCCAGCCCGCCGCCCCGCGCACACCCCGCCGCUCCGCGCACACCCUGCCCGGCUCAUCCCCCGCUCGUUCACCCGCUCACCCGCGCACUCACUCACUCAGUCUCAGUUUGGCUGGCUGGUUAGCCUUUUUUUCUUUUUUUUUUUUCUUUUUUUUUCCUUUUUUUUUUUUCCCGGGGUGUUGGUUGCCUUUUCUCUUGCUUGUUUGGUUUGUUUUGCAACUCGACUUUUAUUUGUGAACAGUUAUUUCCAGCCCCAACCCCCCUUCCUUCGUUCCCAAUUCCUUCCCCCCUCCUUGCCACCUCCACGUCGCUGAUGCCUCUGCAAAAAGCAGAGUCAAGACGGCUCAGUUAGCAGCAUGUCUCGUCGAAAGCAAGCGAAACCCCAGCAUCUCAAAUCGGACGAAGAGCUGCAAGCAGAGGUAGUUUCAGAGCACGCAGUCUCAGGAGAAGGAGCAGAUGAUGGUGAUAGCGGGAAUGAGAGCAGGAGUGGAAGUGAAGAAACCAACGUCUGCGAGAAAUGCUGUGCCGAGUUCUUCAAGUGGACGGACUUCCUGGAGCACAAGAAGAGCUGCACUAAAAACCCCCUGGUGCUGAUUGUCAACGAAGAUGAACCAGCUCCACCCCCAGCUGAGGAAUUCCCCGAGCCCUCUCCCGCAAGCUCUCCCAGUGACCAGGCAGAGAGUGAAGCGGCUGAAGAAGGUGUCCAGGCAGAAAACAAUGACAGCUCUGAGGUAAAAAACACGGAAAAAGAAGAAGAGCCAAUGGAGGUAGAAACUUCUGCAGAGAAAAGUUUCCAGAAUCAAGGCACCUCAAACACAGCUACUCCUCUACCUCAGAUCCCUGAACCAUCUUCCAUGACAAGCUAUAACAUGCCAAACACCAACGUCACGCUAGAGACUCUGCUGAGCACUAAAGUCGCUGUCGCGCAGUUUUCGCAGAGCGCACGGGCAACUGCUUCCGCGAGCAUUAGCAGCGGUGUGACGGCUGUGGCCAUCCCCAUGAUUCUGGAGCAGCUCAUGGCCCUGCAGCAGCAGCAGAUUCACCAGCUCCAGCUGAUCGAGCAGAUCCGCAGUCAGGUGGCAAUGAUGAACCGCCAACCCCUGCGACCAUCCCUCAGCCAGAUUGUGGCUGCCCAGGGUGGUCCCGGGCAGGCUUCCAACCAGCUGCAGGGGUUUGCCGCCAGCGCCGCCGUCCAGCUCACUGCAGUCAUUCCUUCUGCCAUUGUGGGGCAGGCCACCAGUGGUCAGCCCACCGCCUUUGACAGCUCUCAGCACAUCUCGAGAUCUACAUCCGGAGCAAGUACACCCAAUAUAUCCAGCGGUGGCUCUUCUGUCCUGCCUGAAUCAGGUGUACCUUCCUCCUCGAAUGCAAUUACGUCCAUAACUCCCAUUUCUGUGUCAAAUGCUCCUAACAGUGCUUCACAGCCCCAGAAUGCUUCGACUCCACCUUCAAUAGGACAUGGAAGUCUCACCUCAGUAUCCAGCCUGCCAAACCCACUUCUACCUCAGACUUCAUCAAAUAGUGUGAUCUUCCCGAAUCCGCUGGUUAGCAUAGCCGCAACUGCUAACGCGCUUGAUCCUUUGUCUGCCCUUAUGAAGCACCGCAAAGGAAAGCCACCAAAUGUGUCAGUGUUUGAACCCAAGUCCAGCUCCGAAGAUCCGUUUUUUAAACAUAAAUGCCGAUUUUGUGCCAAGGUCUUUGGAAGUGACAGUGCUUUACAAAUUCACCUCCGCUCGCAUACAGGCGAAAGACCUUUUAAGUGUAACAUAUGUGGAAACCGCUUUUCCACAAAGGGCAACCUGAAAGUUCAUUUUCAGAGGCAUAAAGAGAAAUACCCUCAUAUUCAGAUGAACCCUUAUCCUGUUCCAGAAUACCUCGAUAAUGUGCCCACCUGCUCUGGAAUCCCGUAUGGGAUGUCACUGCCCCCUGAAAAGCCGGUCACAACAUGGUUAGACAGUAAGCCUGUUUUACCAACAGUCCCUACUUCCAUUGGGCUCCAGCUGCCCCCCACUAUAGCUGGUGUGAACAGUUACGGAGACUCUCCAAGUAUCACUCCUAUGAGCAGGUCACCCCAGAGGCCUUCUCCUGCCUCCAGUGAAUGCACUUCUCUAUCCCCGAGCCUCAACACUUCUGAGUCUGGCGUUCCGGCAUCUGCUGAAUCCCCGCAGCCCAUUCAGAGUGGCUCAUCUCUGACCAAGACAGAACCUGUCACUCUGCCUCCCACGAGCACACGGCUUGGGGACCUUUCUGCAGGCGGGCAAGUUUCUGCACCUUCCACGUCUUCAAUUCCUACUGUGGUUACAGACAGCAGUGUUGCAACAAGCCUCCCAAACCCUGUGCUUCCAGCAGUGUCUGACCAGUUUAAGGCAAAGUUUCCAUUUGGUGGUCUGCUAGACUCUAUGCAAACAUCAGAAACCUCAAAACUACAACAGCUAGUGGAGAACAUUGACAAGAAGAUGACGGAUCCAAAUCAAUGUGUCAUUUGUCACCGCGUGCUUAGUUGUCAGAGCGCUCUCAAGAUGCAUUACAGAACACAUACAGGAGAAAGACCAUUUAAAUGCAAAAUUUGUGGACGUGCCUUUACUACAAAAGGCAAUCUAAAAACACAUUUUGGAGUUCAUCGAGCAAAGCCACCACUUAGAGUACAGCACUCGUGUCCGAUUUGUCAGAAGAAAUUUACAAACGCGGUUGUUCUUCAGCAGCACAUUCGUAUGCAUAUGGGUGGGCAAAUUCCAAACACGCCACUGCCAGAGGGCUUCCAGGAUGCCAUGGACUCAGAGCUUUCCUAUGAUGAGAAGAAUGUUGACACAUUGAGCAACUUUGAUGAUGACAUUGAUGAAAAUUCUAUGGAAGAGGACCCGGAACUAAAGGACACAGCAAGUGAUUCAUCCAAACCCCUUAUCUCUUACUCUGGGUCAUGUCCUUCUUCACCACCUUCUGUGAUCUCCAGUAUUGCUGCUUUGGAGAAUCAAAUGAAAAUGAUUGAUUCUGUCAUGAACUGUCAGCAGCUGACCAGUUUAAAAUCCAUAGAAAAUGGAUCAGGGGAAAGUGACCAUUUGAGCAAUGACUCCUCAUCAGCUGUUGGUGAUCUUGAAAGCCAGAGUGCAGGCAGCCCUGCAAUGUCAGAGUCUUCUUCCUCCAUGCAAGCUUUGUCUCCUGUGAAUAGCAAUAGUGAAAGUUUCAGAUCAAAGUCCCCCGGUCUCAGUAACCAGGAAGAGCCCCAAGAAAUACAGUUAAAGACAGAAAAACCAGACAGUCCGCCAUCCACAACUGAAAAUGGAGGCGCAUUAGAUCUGACAUCCACCAACCCAGGAAGACCGGUCAUCAAAGAGGAGGCUCCUUUUAGUCUGCUGUUCCUGAACAGAGAACGUGGUCCCAGCCAAAGUACUCCUAGCCUGGUCACCAGUACACCACCUACCAUGAUCAAAAUGGAAGUGAAUGGUCACAGCAAGCCGAUCUCUUUGGGUGAGGUUCCCUCGCUUCCAGCUGGAAUCCAGGUUCCUGCUGCACCACAGACAGUGAUGAGUCCGGGGAUCACCCCUAUGCUGGCACCCCCCCCUCGCCGGACUCCCAAGCAGCACAACUGUCAGUCAUGCGGGAAGACCUUCUCCUCAGCAAGUGCACUGCAGAUACACGAGCGCACCCAUACUGGUGAAAAACCGUUUGGUUGCACAAUCUGUGGUAGAGCUUUUACCACAAAGGGGAAUCUUAAGGUUCACAUGGGGACUCACAUGUGGAAUAACGCCCCGGCACGCCGUGGCCGACGCCUCUCCGUGGAAAACCCCAUGGCUUUGCUUGGUGGUGAUGCUCUCAAGUUCUCUGAGAUGUUCCAGAAGGAUUUGGCAGCUCGGGCCAUGAAUGUUGACCCCAGUUUUUGGAACCAAUAUGCUGCAGCUAUCACUAACGGACUUGCUAUGAAGAACAAUGAGAUUUCUGUCAUACAGAACGGAGGCAUUCCUCAGCUCCCAGUAAGUCUAGGCGGAGGCGCCAUCCCGCCUUUAAGUAACCUUACCGGUGGCAUGGACAAAGCUCGCACGGGCAGCAGCCCUCCCAUUGUCAGUCUGGACAAAGCAAGUUCUGAAACGGGAGCCAGUCGUCCAUUCACGAGAUUUAUUGAGGAUAAUAAAGAGAUUGGCAUAAAUUAAAAGCACUCAUUCUGAGUAACUCUUGGACCUCUACUCGACACAA
This is a messenger RNA of Prinia subflava (tawny-flanked prinia), 5102 nucleotides long. RefSeq names its product spalt like transcription factor 3 (gene SALL3). Gene Ontology annotation, molecular function: DNA-binding transcription factor activity, RNA polymerase II-specific; RNA polymerase II cis-regulatory region sequence-specific DNA binding. Lineage: Eukaryota; Metazoa; Chordata; Aves; Passeriformes; Cisticolidae. Bases 1271 to 5059 code for a protein of 1262 amino acids. Gene Ontology annotation, cellular component: nucleus. The transcript has 4 exons. Gene Ontology annotation, biological process: regulation of transcription by RNA polymerase II. The record is from RefSeq and is a predicted model, not a curated record.